Molecule: messenger RNA, 2652 nt
Organism: Dermatophagoides farinae (American house dust mite)
Lineage: Eukaryota; Metazoa; Arthropoda; Arachnida; Sarcoptiformes; Pyroglyphidae
Biological process (GO): regulation of transcription by RNA polymerase II
Cellular component (GO): nucleus
Molecular function (GO): DNA-binding transcription activator activity, RNA polymerase II-specific; RNA polymerase II cis-regulatory region sequence-specific DNA binding
Source: RefSeq, a predicted model, not a curated record
ACAUUUGAAUUGAUUAUUAUUAUUGUGAUGUGAAUUGUCAUUUGAUGGCUAUAACAACAACCACAACAACAAGAAGACACCACACACUUUAUUCUCAUUUGUCUCAUUGAAACAUUACCCAGAAUUUUUUUUUUCAAUUCAUCACCUUAACUAAUGUGACUAAUGUAAACGGAAAAAAGCUUUGUUUUGAUUUUUUUAAACGUUUUUAUAUCUUUGGUUAUUUCAUCAUCAUUUGUUUUAAUUGUUUAUAAUUGUUUUCAUCAUUUUCUUUCCACAAUCGAAUCGUAUGAAUGAAUCCAUGGUGUUAUAGUAUUGAUUGAAAAAAAUGAAAAUAAUAUUUAACUGCUGCUUGUGAAUGGAUACACGAUCGUCUUUCAUUGCCGCCAUAUUAUGUUCUUGUUCUUCUUUUUCUGUUAUUUUCCUCCCUCCUCUUCUCCUACAAUUAUUGUGAACAAAAUGAUGAAAAAUUCGGUAUUGACCAUAUAAGAUCAAUACAAAAUGAUGCCAUACAAAUAACAUCAAAGUAAAUUUUUUAUUUUAUUAUUUUUAUGACAGUGAAAAUUUAACUUUCACAUAUAUACACACACUCACACACAGAUGAGGAAAACUCAUUUUUUUCUUCUCAUUUAAAAAUUAUUAUUCAAAAACAUCUUUAACUUCCACUUAUCUACCUCAAAAUUUUUUCAAAAAAAAAUCGUUAAUCAGGAAUCUACUCUACUAUAAUCAUCUAUUUUGUCUUCAUAAUCAACGCAAUUCAUUUUUUUCACUUUAUUAUUAUUAUUAUUAGCAAUCGACAGAAGGAAACAGAAAAAAAACAAACCGUCACGCUCAAACGUCUCGAUGUUACCUUACCGAUAUCAUAAUUUCGGUAAUCUACCAUUGAAUACGUUUCUCGAAGGAUUAGAUGCACGUCAACCAACAAUAAGUAAUUUUAUCCAUCCACAACCGGAACACCUCCAUCAUCAAAAUCACCAACAGCAGCAGCCUCAGCAGCUUCGGCAAAAUCUAAAUUCGCCUGAUCCAAAUAAUAAUAUAACGACACAUCGUAGUUCACCCAAAUCGAAAUCCUCUUCAUCAAAUCGGCAAACAUCAAUCGAUGAGAUGGCUGCUAAUCUGACACCAACAUUAUUAUCGACAUCUUCGAUUCCAUUCUCUCAGGCUCAACAGUUGCAAACCUCACAUCAGGCAUCAAGCGCAGCGAUUCAACAACAGCUAGUUCAACAACAACAACAACAGCAGCAGCAACAACAACAACAGCAACAACAACAAACUGGUACGAAUAAUCGCUCAAGAGUAAAGAAUCGUUCUUCCAAUAAUCACGCAGCAAAUCAUGCAAAUAUUGGUGGUUUGAAUGGUCUGGCCGCUGCUAACGUGCAACCAGCUCAACAUAUAUUUGGCACUUCGGUUGCUUUUCCAGGGAAUCCGUUACAAUCGGCUGCUGCGGCAGCCGCGGCCGCUGGCCAAGGUAUUCAGAAUCAAAAUUUUCAUAGUCAACAUCAAACAGCCGCCAGACUUAAUCAGAUGCAACAACAUUCAUCAGCGGCCGGGCAGCAACAACAAGCUGUAUUAUUACCGUUAGAAAUUAAUCCUGGACAAACUAGAAAUCUGGUUUCAGCAAAUAACAGCAGUAGUAGCACUAGUAGUGGGAGUGGCGCCAACGUGAUUACAUCGAAUAGUGCAGCUGCAGUGGCUGCCGCCGUGGCUGUUGCUCAUCCACAAUAUACUCAAUACAUUACCUCAUGGCCAUGUCCAGCCUGUAAAAUUGCAUUCCGAUCUGCAAAUGAAUUACAGACUCAUUUGAGUGCUCAUUUUGUGCCGUCCCAAAAGCAAUCAUUACAAAAUCAGAAUCAAUUGAUAGUUAGUUCAAAUACAAUCACCAACAACAAUUCAUUUAACAAAACAACAACUACAUCUUCGAAAGAAGAUCAAAGUAUUCACAUGAAAAAGGACAAAUCUGUACCAUGCAAUGAAUGUGGAAAAUUAUUCGCCAACGCCGAAAGAGUUCGUGUUCACGUGAGGGUUGCACACGGUGAGAAAACUUGUUCUUGUGCGAUUUGUGGCUGUGGCUUCUCAUAUCGCUGCAAGCUGCUAAAUCAUAUGAGAACUCACACAGGUGAUAAACCGUUCACUUGUGAAGUAUGUGGCCGAUCAUUUUCGCAAAAAAAUCAUUUGAAACGGCAUCAUAUGAUCCACACUGGUGAAAGACCAUUUCCAUGUGAAAUUUGUGGACGUAGUUUCUAUCGCAAAGAUAAACUAACUCGACAUCUUCGUAUUCAUACGAAUCCGAGUCCUGGCCGUGGUCGCAAUGCUAAAAUGCCGGCAACGGUAGCUAAUCAAACGACUGUUGCCAAUUCCGCACUUAAAUUGCCAAUGACAACACAAUCAUUGACCUCAUUACCGGCAUCGGCCAUUCAAUUGUUACCUGUAACAAUGACUCAAAUCAAGACCUCAACCAAUAAUAGUACCAUUGGAGGUCAUACAUCAUGGGCAACACAGCUACAAUCAUCAUCAAAUAAUCGUCAACAGAACAAUCAGGACAAUGGCAUUAAUAAAUCCAACGAGGAUUCAUCGCAGCAGCAACAACAACAACAGCAGCCAUCCAAUUUGAUGUUAAAACAGGAACAGAUGUAAAAUGGAAAUGAUGUGUGUCCA